Messenger RNA from Clupea harengus (Atlantic herring), 2280 nucleotides. RefSeq names its product XK related 6b (gene xkr6b). NCBI's taxonomy places the organism in Eukaryota, Metazoa, Chordata, Actinopteri, Clupeiformes, Clupeidae. Gene Ontology annotation, cellular component: plasma membrane. Gene Ontology annotation, biological process: phosphatidylserine exposure on apoptotic cell surface; engulfment of apoptotic cell; apoptotic process involved in development. The record is from RefSeq and is a predicted model, not a curated record.
AAUAACGAUGAGCAACGGAGUACGUCCUCCCUGUGGGACAGCAAUACGAGGACGGAGAGCUCUUCGUGUCAUUUUCUCCUCGUGCAGCUCAGGGAAAGAAGCAGCGUACCCUGUAUCGCGGGAACGGCACAUUAUAGAGGCACGAUGAACAGGUAACCUACGAUUCAGCGUCACAGUGCUUAAUAUUUGAUGUUUUGAUCUCAAACCUGUGGGUGUGUGGGGGGCUAAACACAGACGUGCCAGGUGCUUCGGCUCAGUCGUCUCUCUGCCGAGGAGGAUGCAAGUGCUCUGCGCAGCCGAGACAUAUGCAGGGGAGCCGGUGGUCGCCGCUGCACCAUCCUCACCCCAAUACUAGAUGGCUACCUCAUUUGGGGUACACUCAGAAAACAGGUGUCAGGGAAGUGACGUCACGAACCCCGGAAGCCGGAGGUGGGUGCUUCAGAGAGCAAGAUGGCAGCGAAAUCCGAUGGUCGGGGGGUCGUCACCGGUUUCGCCCAGCUGCACAACCUGGACGAGACGGCGGGGAACGGCGAGGAAGACCCGAGAGAGGGCAGCUCCUUCCACAUCUGCCACUGCUGCAACACCUCAUCGUGCUACUGGGGCUGUAGGAGCGCCUGCCUGCACUACCUCCUGGGGAAGGGGAGAGACGCCACAGGAAGGCUGGCACCACAGGAAGAACGCCUCUGGUUGGACUGCCUGUGGAUCGUCUUGGCACUGUUUGUCUUCUUCUGGGAUGUGGGCACUGACUUGUGGCUGGCUGUCGACUAUUACACCAAGCAGGACUACCUCUGGUCCGGACUGACACUGUUCUUUGUGCUGGUCCCCUCGGUGCUCGUCCAGAUCCUGAGCUUCAGGUGGUUCGUGCAGGAUUACUCCGGGGGAGGACUGAACUCCGUGGAGGGGCUCAGCCGAAGGGCCACUGCAGGUCUGAGCGCAGGGCUUCAUGGCAGGGCCAAGUGCUGCCACGUCUACGUGUGGGUCUGGCAGGUUUUCGUUCACAUCCUUCAGAUGGGACAAGUCUGGAGGUACAUCCGCACCAUGUACUUGGGCAUCCAGAGUCGACGGCAGAAGGAGAACCAGCGCCGCUUCUACUGGGCCAUGUUGUACGAGUACGCCGACGUCAACAUGCUCCGCCUUCUGGAGGCCUUCCUUGAGAGCGCCCCACAACUGGUGCUUCAGCUGUGCAUUAUGAUCCAGAAAAACCGGGCCGAGAAGCUGCAGUGUGUGUCCGUGGUGGCCUCCCUGCUGUCCCUCUCCUGGGUGCUGGCCUCCUACCACAAGCUCCUCCGGGACUCGCGUGACGACCAGAAGAGCAUGAGCUACCGAGGGGCGCUGAUGCACCUGCUGUGGCGCAUCUUCACCAUCUCGUCGCGGGCUCUGUCAUUUGCGCUCUUCGCCUCCGUGUUCCACCUCUACUUCGGCAUCUUCGUGGUGCUGCACUGGUGUGCCAUGGCCUUCUGGGUGAUCCACGGCGGCACCGACUUCUGCAUGUCCAAGUGGGAGGAGGUGCUGUUCAACAUGGUGGUGGGCGUGGUGUACGUCUUCUGCUGGUUCAACGUCAAGGAGGGAAGGACCCGAUACCGCAUGGUCGCUUACUACUCUCUGGUGCUGGCCGAGAACACCCUCCUGACGGCCCUCUGGUACGCCUACCGCGACCCGGCCACCACCGACGACUAUGCGGUGUCUGCCCUCUGCGGCGUCUUCCUGUGCUUCGGCUCUGGCAUGGCCAUCAUGGUCUUCUAUUACGGGGUGCUGCAUCCCGUGGGACCCGGGCUGCAGGUGCUGGCCAGCUCCUGCUGCGCCGAGCUUCUCUGGGGCCUCCCACUGCCCCCGGAGGCCGAGCCCAUGGCGCCCACCCCGGGUCCCCGCGGCUCCCAGGCCACCCCGACCCGGGGGAUGGCCUUCGCGGGGGACUAUGACGAGUCUGAGGAGGCUGCCACGGACACCUGCCUGCCCGUGUUCCAGGUGCGCUCCACGGAGCCGACGGACACGGCGGGACAGCCUCUGCGCCCCGAGGGGCCCCUCAUCAAGAUUGACAUGCCUCGGAAGCGCUACCCGGCCUGGGACGCGCACUUUGUGGACCGCCGCCUGCGGAGGACCAUAAACGUCUUGCAGUUCAUUAGCCCCAAUGCUGUGGGGAUCAGGUAUAGGGAUGGGCCCCUGCUCUACGAGCUCCUCCAGUAUGAGUCCUCGCUCUGAAGGAUUCACUUUCCCUCCCUCCCCCCCACCCUAUCCCUACCCUCUAUUUCUCCCUCCCUCUCUCCCUCUUUCUCUCUCUCU